This is a messenger RNA of Saccostrea cuccullata (small rock oyster), 2167 nucleotides long. RefSeq names its product receptor-type guanylate cyclase Gyc76C-like. The transcript is spliced from 8 exons. Gene Ontology annotation, cellular component: plasma membrane. Gene Ontology annotation, molecular function: peptide receptor activity; guanylate cyclase activity; adenylate cyclase activity. Gene Ontology annotation, biological process: intracellular signal transduction; protein phosphorylation; receptor guanylyl cyclase signaling pathway. The record is from RefSeq and is a predicted model, not a curated record. Lineage: Eukaryota; Metazoa; Mollusca; Bivalvia; Ostreida; Ostreidae. The annotation marks the transcript as partial.
AUUUAUUUUGGCGUGCUCCCGAGGAACUACGGAGUCCGCAGACGAGGGGGUCGCCAAAGGGUGACGUUUACGCCUUUGGAAUCAUCCUUCAUGAGAUAUUUGGAAGAGGGGGGCCUUUUGGAUUUUGUAACAUGGUGCCUAAAGAUAUUGUGUAUCGAGUGAUGGACGGUGGGAUGAUCCCAUUUAGACCAGAUACUAGUACUUUAAAAUGUGAGAAGUAUGUGAUCGAUUGUAUGGUGGAUUGUUGGAGUGAAGCGCCGGAAGACAGACCCGACUUCCGCUGCAUUUAUAAAACCUUACACAAAAUGCGAGAGGGAAUGAAGAGAAACAUCUUUGACCAGAUCAUGACAAUGAUGGAAUCGUACCAGAAUCACCUAGAGGAACUGGUGGAGAGUAGGACGAUACAACUGGCGGACGAAAAGAGGAUCACCGAAACCCUCCUACACCGCAUGCUUCCAAGACCAAUUGCUGACCAACUGAAAGUUGGACAUUGUGUCAAACCGGAAGUGUAUGAAUCUGUCACAAUAUACUUCAGCGAUAUUUGUGGAUUCACGAAACUCUCAGCAGAAAUCACACCAAUGGAGGUGGUGCAAAUGUUGAACUCUCUUUAUACCAAGUUUGAUUCCAUCAUCAAGAACUACGAUGUAUAUAAAGUGGAAACGAUCGGCGACGCGUAUAUGGUAGUGAGCGGGCUUCCCAUCAGGAAUGGCGACACACAUGCGGGCGAAAUCGCAUCAAUGUCGUUAGAUCUUCUCCGUGCCAUAAAAACUUUCCGAAUUACAUUCCUUCCAAACGAAACUUUAAAGUUGAGAAUUGGAAUGCACUCAGGGCCUUGUGUAGCGGGAGUGGUUGGCCUCACGAUGCCAAGAUAUACAUUGUUUGGCGAUACUGUCAACACAGCAUCUAGGAUGGAAUCUAAUGGAGAACCCCUUAAAAUCCACUGCAGUGAAUCCUGCAAAACUUUCCUAGAUAAAUUAGGCGGGUAUACUUUGGAACCACGUGGUUUGGUUGAAAUGAAGGGAAAAGGGCAGAUGUUCACUUACUGGUUAGUCGGCGAAGAUGUUCACAUAAGACGACAGAGAUUGCAGAGAUGUAGUCAGACUUUGAAAAUGAACACAACUUGGGCUAGGGCUACCCGGCAGGCCUAUCUACAGUUCUGUAAAUCUGAGAACAAUGGUGACAAAACAGGGGAUAGCCAACCACUUGUGGACCUUUUCAGAGAAAGCGAAAGCCACUCCAAUCACGACGAGUCCCCUAAAACCAACCACCAUGACAACUUCAGCUCACCGAAAGAAAUCCGAUCAUUCUCUUCAAAACUACGAUACAUUCCAAAUGGAAUUAUUUCUGAGGACAAACGUUUUAGUGAUAUCAAGUUGACAGGUUCAGGACAAGAUAUUGUUGAGCGGACAGCGUUGAUUUCCAAUCACGAUUUAUAUGAUAGCGAUCCCGAGGUCCAGGAGAGGACCAGGCAUCUGUCAGUCGGGAACAGAACGUAUGUUAGUCUGGUAGUGGGUGCUCCGGAAAGACCGAAAAGUGCCAGGAAUAAUAACAGGGAAAUGUAUGAUGUGAACAAUGAGAAUUCCCCGGAGUACCAGAAUCUAAUAUCUGACUCGGCGGUUUGAUAAUGGUACUAGAAAUUCUUAUGACGUUGUGAAGCACUUCAUCAAAAUACGCAACGCUGGAGAAAGAAAAAUAAUGACUUUGAAGAAUUUGUAGGAGUAAUUAUUUGGAAGCAUUUAGCAACGAAAAUAUUAUUUUUACGUGAUGGUUGAUUGAGGAUAAAUGAUUCAGGAAAAAACAACUCAUUAGUCUUUUGUAUAUGUAGUAUAAUUUAACUUAAAAAUAAAACCUUUCCCAUGGUUUACAACAAUAAUAUAUAGCAUUUAGAGUUUAUCGCAAAAAGUGUGUCGAAGGAUCAAAGCAUGUUGUGAUAUUUUCAUUCCGUCAUUCCAAAAUUUUCAAGACAUGUUGCCAUAUCAGCACCUUUCCAUAGGCCAAUUUGUAUGUGUAUAUUUAAGAGAGGGAGAAAGAGGGAGAGAAAGGCAUGUCUUUAAAUUAUUUGCACUGUAUGUUUGAAAGCAUAAAAUACAUUUUCUCAAAAUGCAUACCAUAUUUUGUUACUUUAAAUGAUAUAAUCUUUGUUGAAAUAAUAAAAAAAAAAUUGGUU